GUGGUGGUAGCGAUGACACGUGUCACCGCGGAGUUGGCCGGCUGUUUUUCCGCUGAUCUCCGAAUACACUUUUCCUUUGAACCGCAAACCUGUGAAAUGGCAUUGGCCCAACCGGCAACGACGACUCUAUCAUCUCAGCCAAUGGCCGAUCAGUCCCGGUCGGGAUCUGAGCCAGAAAUUAAGAGAAAGGGAUUACAGUGGAACUUGACCGUUGCGAAGGACUGGCUUACUAUGAACAAGGAUAUGAAGAUUGCGACUUGUGCUGAUAUUCGGGAGAAGGCACUCGUUGGAAUUGGGGAACUGGAAGUUUUCGACCCCAGGCGUCCACGUCUUCGGCUUGGUGGUCGGAAUCCACGACGGAUUAAAACCAAUGCUGUGAAGCGCAUUGGUAAUGAUAUUUACAACGAUGCUGGUCCCCGACGUCUCACCCCAGACAUGGCUAUUCAUUUGGUUGUGCGGCGAUCUUGGAUCCAAACUCAAGCAUGGCCUCGCCAAAUCACGCAUCAGAACUAUCAGUCUCUUCCGCCUGUCGUAUUCUCAGAUGCUGGUCAGGAGGCAGCCAGUUCAAACCAGAUCCAUGUCAUAAAUGGACAACAUAGAAUUGCCGGGUUACGACGUGCUUACGAAACAGCAGAGACAAAGUUGGAGCAGCUUGAGCAAGCCAUUGAGAGGCAAGGGGAAGAAGAAGAAGAAGAAGCCAAGGCUGCAGAACUUCAACGCCUGCGCAGAGACGAGCUGGACAAGCUUGAGAAGUUGAAGACAUGGCCCUGCAACAUUUGGGAUCUUGACGUCAUUGAGGCAGAGGAGACAGGAAAUCUGCUAAUCGAUCUCCUUUCCCAAAACAAGGACACUGUUGAAAUCAAUGCGACGGAAGAGGACCGACUUGCCCCCCUGUAUCAACAGCUUCUUGGGCUCCAGAGGAAGGAUGGUUGGCGCCCAGAAUUGUGGCGCUCUGUUGCAUGCCAACAGGGGGUGGGAGGACACCAAUCGCGGCUCGAAGAACUCAUCAACAAACAAGACAUGGUCCGAAAGUUUGGAACAAUUGUGAUGGACCACAGAACUACCCGAGGUAUGAUGGAAAUGACACGCAUUGGGCGUUACUACCGUGACUGGAGUGGGUUUACUGUCAACCAUAUCUCAACACGAACAGUGAAGAUGACAUCCUCGUACCUCUGGACUUACAUUCAAGCCCAGAAUGAACUUCUGGGCUUGGUAUUCUGCAAUUCGACAUCGGACGCAAAUUUCCCAUAUGAAAAAUUUCAAACAAUUCUUGCCAAACAUGCAAAGGCCAAGUCCCCUGCGAUUCGAGAAACACACAAGAAGCAACUUGAAGAGCUUGCUGUCGAAUUUAUCACUACCUUCAUCGACCAAGUGGAAUCCAUGCCAGACCUCGAAGAGUAUUACACCAUGGAGUUUUGGAAGGGUGUUGAGAAGGCGGAAGUUGAUUCUGGUCUCGCAUUGCCUGGAGGAAAGAAAAAGAAACAUCUCUAUGCUGACGAUGUUUUCCAGGUUGCCACACUAACUCAACAAGCCAAAUAUAGCAACUAUAUCAAGGAAGUUCGGAAAGGGAUUGAGAAAAUUCUCUCCCAUGCCAAGGACCUUUUAGAUCCCCAUGUCAAAUUAGCUGCCCUCAGCCGCUUUGACAUCUUAUUCUCAGGGCACCUCUAUAACAUUCGGAUGGUCCUUAUGAGCACCCCAUUACUUGACAAAUUCGAGGAUAUCUGUGGGCAAUACAUGGAAUGUUUCCGUGAGAUUCAUGCCUGGGUGGACCCAAUCUCUGCCUACUUGCUUGAGUGGCCAAAGGACGAUCCUGCAGAUCGUUCAUAUGUCUUGUUUGACUCGUUUAAAAGGGAUAUUCUUCUUACAAAUCACCAUCACAUUGAACUUGUAUUUGCAAUGCAUGUUGUCUGUAACAUGCUGCCUCACUUCUCAAACUGGAUCAUCGAGAUGGAAAGGAGCCCUGAGUACAUUUUCCUCCCUCAACUCGAGACUGCCCGGCUUCCUAAGGGCUUUUGGCAACAAGUGAAUGUCUACGGAGCAGCACAAGGAAAGGGCAAGGGCAAGAAAGGUGCCAGAGACAACAGUGAUGCUGUUCCCCCUAUUCCACCAAACUAUACGAAUGGGAUUUUCGCAUCAGGUCGGCUGGCUCUGACCUGGCAGAUGGAAUGUCAGCAUUUCCGCACCUGUCAAGAUGUGUUUCGCACAUGGAAUGUGAACGAAGAACCAAAGGCUCUACGCCAUGCCUCACGCUCAGUCAAGGACAUUCUUCAUAGAGCCAUGUCAGUGUAUUCCUCCAUCACAGUUUUUGAUGGGAAGAGCAACAAUUUGCAACGUAUCUCCUCGAAGUGGAGAAUUGCGAUGCUGAUGUUGCUGGUCCAUGAUGCCAAAUGCCGCCGACCCCUGAUGAGAAGCCAUGGGAUUUCCGCCUUCCUCUAUACCUCUCUUGUCAAUGCAGUUAGGUCUAGUGCGAUCGACCCCAAAGAAUUCGACCUUGUCUCUUCUCAUCAGAAGAAUGCUGCAAGUGACAGGUAUGUAUACCUUGAUGACCCAACCCUCUUUGUUCGGCGCCUUCAGGGGCUGCCUGAUGAGUCCGAGACUGAGGACGAAGAUGGGGAGUCACCCUUGGCUCAGUAUAACCUUCGGCGUCGCCAACAUCAAAGUGACAUCCAAGUUCUUCGUGACACAUUUAAAAAUAUGCCCUGGAUCCACUCCCACGAGCGGAUUAGUGCCCCCCUCGAUUGUGGACUCAUAGAGGCAUGGAAUGACUUUGAAACAGCACUCCGCCGUUACUCGAUUGUUUCAUCCCUGAAUGCUGUGAUCACUGAUGAGGAAAAAUAUGGAACUACCAUCCCAACAGCCCUCCAUGAUGAAGAUAUCCAUGUUACCGAGUGGAUUAAACCAUCCAAAUUCGAGUACAAGCCCAAUGUGUACAAGGGCUCUACAUUGCGAUCUGACCACUCAGCACCCCUCCCAAAAUUCCUUUGGAAUCACAAAGAUUUUGAUUUUAUUGCUCCAGGUGGUGACAGUGCAGGUGGUGACAGUGCAGGUGGUGACAGUAACAAUGGGGAUGGGGAGAGUAGCAAUGGGGGUGGUAAGGGUGGUGGUGAGAGUGACAACAAGAGCAGUGAGAGUGACAACGAGGGUCACAAGAAUGCUCCAGAUAAGGGGAAGCAACAUAUAGUUCAGGAUGUCAGCCCUUCUGAUCUAAAGUCACAGCCUGCUCCCCAGGGUGAUGAGGAUGAAUCAUCAUCACUCUCAGAUGGUGAGGACUGGCUACUCUCUCGCAAGCACCCUUGUGAACCUGGGGAGUCCUUACCUACCUCUCCAACACGUGUCCCAGCCAAACGGGCCCGAGCUGCUGACACCCUUGCUGUCCCUUCACGACAGAGUAAUCGACUUCAAAACCGCUCCUCCACCCCUGUGGUCUCCCAAUCAUCCACGAACCCCAACCCAAGAACAGGCAACCUCAUUGCUAACACUAGUGGGCUCAAGAAGCUGGGGCACUAAGUAUUUCCUUGCUUUGUAUUCACUCUCUUCACUCAUUGUAAAAUACAUUGUUCUGCUGCUGAGAUAUGCAGUCAAGGACCCAACUCGACCAACUGUAUAGGGGUCAAAUUUCAAUUUGCAUAAAU
Molecule: messenger RNA, 3632 nt
Organism: Cantharellus anzutake
Lineage: Eukaryota; Fungi; Basidiomycota; Agaricomycetes; Cantharellales; Hydnaceae
Exons: 10
Coding region: 13-3507 (1164 amino acids)
Source: RefSeq, a predicted model, not a curated record